Molecule: messenger RNA, 737 nt
Organism: Camellia sinensis
Lineage: Eukaryota; Viridiplantae; Streptophyta; Magnoliopsida; Ericales; Theaceae
Gene: CDC25
Product: Rhodanese/Cell cycle control phosphatase superfamily protein
Cellular component (GO): nucleus; cytoplasm
Molecular function (GO): protein tyrosine phosphatase activity
Source: RefSeq, a predicted model, not a curated record
CUAUUAAAAUCUGAGAAAACGAAAUCGUCUUCAUCAUCCUCUGUGGUGCAGACAAGGAGAAGAAGAAGAAGAAGAGAAGAGAUGGCUAAGAGCAUAUCGUACGUCACAGGUUCUCAGCUUCUCUCUCUAAAACGCCGCCCCAAUAUCGCUGUUGUAGAUGUCAGGGACGAUGAGAGGAGUUACGAUGGGCAUAUAACUGGUUCACUCCACUAUGCGAGCGAUACUUUCUCUGACAAAAUGCCCAAUUUAAUUCAAGCUGUUAGAGGCAAAGACACCCUUGUCUUUCAUUGCGCCCUAAGCCAGGUUCGUGGUCCAAAGUGCGCACGUAGGUUGGCAGAUUACCUUGGAGAACUGAAAGAAGACAUGGGAAUAAAGAACAUUAUGGUUUUGGAACGUGGUUAUAAUGGUUGGGAAGCCUCUGGUAGACCUGUUUGUCGAUGCACCAACAUCCCUUGCCAGGGUGACAGCGCGUAGAACAUAUUAUUAUUAUUAUUAUUAUUAUUAACCCAUGUUGGGGACAUUUAUUGCAUUGUAUGCAGAAUACAUGUCUAAACAAUGACAAUUACUUCAUAUCAUAGAAUAUGUGAUCCGUUGUUGGUCAGCAUAUGUUGAUUACUUGAAGUUACCUUUAUCUAUUUUUGGGAAUUUCCAAGUGGGAUUGUUCUACCUCUUCUAAUUGUAAUUUUUUUGAAUCAAAUAAGAGAUUAAUGGACAAGGCUUGCUGGGUUCUUAUAUUA